Pungitius pungitius (ninespine stickleback) is the source of this 4005-nucleotide messenger RNA. RefSeq names its product toll-like receptor 22 (gene tlr22). Gene Ontology annotation, biological process: immune response; inflammatory response; toll-like receptor signaling pathway. NCBI's taxonomy places the organism in Eukaryota, Metazoa, Chordata, Actinopteri, Perciformes, Gasterosteidae. Gene Ontology annotation, molecular function: protein binding; transmembrane signaling receptor activity. Gene Ontology annotation, cellular component: plasma membrane. The record is from RefSeq and is a predicted model, not a curated record. The transcript has 4 exons. Bases 163 to 3048 code for a protein of 961 amino acids.
UCAACUCUCACUUCCUCACCAACUGCAUAAAAGAGUGCAGAGACGUUGAGCUCGAGACAAACAUGUUCAUGGUAAUCGGCUGUUCUUUGUGUGACACGGAUCUCCAGAUGGGCUUUACAUUGAGAGAUUGUGAUUCCUUGAUUUAAAGAAUAUAUAUAAGAAAUGGCUAUUGGAGUGAAAGAGGAAAAAACAAUGCAAAGAAGAGGAUUUACAUGUUUCAAACUGAGUUUUUUCUUUUUCUUGCUGAACAUCAGCAGUUCUGCUUUACCAGUGAAAGGAUUUUACUUGAAGUCUUGCCGAAUCAGUGACGUUAACGCCUUAUGUUCGAGGCUUCAUCUCCAAGCUGUUCCUCGAGAUAUUCCCUCAACGGUUCAAGGUUUUGACUUAUCUGAGAACAAGAUUUCAGCGAUACAGGCAUCCGAUUUCAAAAACUUUUCCGUUUUGAUAACGUUAGAUCUGAAACGCAACGUCAUUUCACAGAUACACACCGGCGCCUUUGCCGACCUGAUUUCCCUUAAGAGAUUAACUCUAAACAAUAACAGGCUCACUGCCAUCAGGGAUGAUGUCUUUCACGGUUUGAGCAGCCUCACAGAGCUCAGAAUCAACAAUAAUCGCAUCAGGAACGUCUCCUCCACCUCUUUUAAGUCCUUGACAAGCUUGACAUUUUUGGACUUCUCCUAUAACCAACUGCACCACUUGAGCAAGGUUCACACUAUAUUACAGCAGCUGCCCAAUCUGCUGGAGCUGUCAGUAAAAAGCAACCUCAUAACCUCUUUCUCUUCGUGGGAACUGACCAACAGCUCGCUGAAACUCAACUCCCUCGACUUGUCUCAAAAUAACAUCGCUGUCUUCAGGGUCACCGCUGACGUCUUCCCGAACCUCACCAGGUUAAACAUCGGCCGCAUUGCUUCCAAAAAGAGUACGAUGCUGUGGGACAUCCGUAAAAACACUUUUUUCAGUUACCUGUCUACUCUCGAUAUCAGCGGGCUUAAAAUGGACAACAACUCCAUGAGAGCGUUAGAAGGGAACUUCAACCCCUCGCUGACGUCCCUGAGGAUGAACGCGAUGAGGGGUACCCGACUUACGAAGCUAGUCAACGUCUCCUGCUCCAUCCCAACAGUGUCUAGCCUCCAACUGCGGCAGAACGACCUACACUAUAUCAACGCGCAAUUCUUCCAGCUGUGCGCCAACAUAACAGAGAUGGAUUUAGGCCAGAAUACGAUUAAAAAUAUCUCUUACGAGGCCUUCAGAUCGCUGCCGGGGUUGAAGAUCUUAAAUCUGAGUCUAAAUAAACUUUAUUCUGUUCAACCUGCCACAAGCAACCUGCCGACUCUCGAAGAGCUGGACCUCAGCCAGAAUUACAUCGCAGCGCUCGGAUGCAACAGUUUCGCCAAUCUGACCAUGUUGAAAAUUCUCAGCCUUCAUCGGAAUUCCAUCACAGUUCUAAAAAAGUGCGUCUUCGAGGGUUUGAUCAAAUUGCAAGUUUUGAAACUACAGAAUAACAGCAUUUCCAAAUUAGACGGCGCCUUUACGAUCCACUUGCCAAAUCUAAAACAACUGCGUUUGAAUAUAAAUAAACUCACUGUCAUUAAACGCAGAGAUUUUGCAGGGUUGCAGUCACUGGAGAACUUGACAUUAGACAAUAAUCUGAUCGACAAAAUGGAAUUUGGGUCUUUUUCUGGAUUAAGCAAUCUUACAGAUCUUCAGCUGAGCAAAAAUAAAAUUGACGAAACCACACUUCGCGACCGUUUCCACGAUCUGAUCAAUUUAAACAGAUUGGAUUUGAGUGAAAAUAGGAUUCAAUUUAAGAAUCAAUUUUUGAGUCAUCCACCAUUUUCUCAGCUGUCCCGUCUGGAGAACUUGUUGUUUCUUGGAAAUGGCCGCAGGGGGAAGUCUUUGCUGCCGUACAACCUCCUUCAAGGUUUGACGAAUCUUUUGCUUUUCAGCGGCAGGAAAAAUCAACUUUUGUCCUUGCACAAAGACACUUUUUCGUACACCCCGCGGCUGCAAACACUUGACAUCAGCGCCAAUGACUUCAGGGAUCUCUCCUCGGUGUUGUUUGACCCGAUACAAGGCCUUGAGAACCUCUACAUUUCCAAAACAAGUCUUGACUCUUUAGAUUUUCUCAUACAAGCCAACCUCUCUAAGCUGGAGUUCCUGCAGGGAAAAUUGAAUCAAUAUUCAGUUUUAAGAGAGGAAGUCAUCAAGUCCGUGCCGUCCCUUGUUUACAUCAAUCUUGAAGGCAACAGCUUCACCUGUGACUGCGACAACGCUUUUUUCCGUAGUUGGAUAGUUAACAACAAGCAAACGCAAGUAUACGAAGCUGACAAGUUUGUGUGCAACUAUCCUGUAGACCUUAAAGGUAUGAAACUGUUAAACCUCGACGUCAGGUCCUGCACAGUGAACACAGAGUUCAUCUACUUCAUCUCCACUGCCUGCACGAUCCUCCUCUUCAUGUUGACGUCCUUCACCUACCAUUUCCUGAGGUGGCAGCUGGCCUACGCCUACUACCUCUUCCUGGCUCUGCUCUUCGACACUAAGCUUAAAAACAAGCAACAACCCAACCAGUACGACGCCUUCGUCUCUUACAACUCCAGCGAUGAGCCGUGGGUCAUGCGGGAGCUGUUGCCGAAGCUGGAAGGGGAGCAGGGCUGGAGGUUGUGUCUGCACCAUCGGGACUUUGAGCCAGGUAAACCCAUCGUAGACAACAUCACAGAUGCCAUCUAUGGGAGCAGGAAGACCAUCUGCGUGAUCAGUCGCAGGUACCUGGAUAGUGAGUGGUGCUCCAGAGAGAUCCAGGUGGCCAGCUUCCGUCUGUUCGACGAGCAGAAGGACGUGCUGGUCCUGGUGUUCCUGGAGGACAUCCCCAUGGCCGAGCUGUCUCCUUACUACCGCAUGAGGAAGCUGCUGAAGAGGCGCACCUACCUGAGCUGGGCUCGAGCCGGGAAGCACCCCAAUCUGUUCUGGGAGAAAUUGGGCCAGGCUCUGAGGACCAAAGAAGAUCCCGGCGAGGAGAACUUCGUCGCCACCCUGCUGGGAAGGCCGUGAAGGAGGGUAAACGCAACGCGUGGAGGUCAGGUCUACGAUUGGAUGUAGAUUGUUGUAAUGGUAAAAUAUGUUAUAACAUAGUCUUAUUCUAAAAGAGUGAUUAGUGUCUGUAUUAAAGUAAUGUGAGAAGUUGUUGUUUUGCAGCUGUGUAAAGGAGGACACUCUCACAAAUGCUCGAACAAAGGAACUCUGUUACCAUUCAUCUUAAUCUUCUAAUCUCAACUUGGUUUGCAACAUUUCAUACCUGCCACUGAUGAUGACCUUCAUGUGUGUGUAUAAAAGCUUAGCAUUUCCACUUCUCGAAUACGCCAUCUCCACAGAGCAUCGUAAUACGUGCUUGUGUAUUUUACCUUCUGCUUGCAAGCAAUAAAUGGACUUUUUGCAACUUUAAUCACUCAUCAAGACUCAACCCAGAAACAAAUCAUUCUCUUCUUCCGAACUUUUAUCGAAGUAUACCACAUCACUGUACAUGUGGUUAUUUAGAAAUGAAGCCCCCAAUAUAGCUUCUGUUUGGUAAAUAGGCAACGACAUUUGUAAAAAUGUAUAAAUUGGAAAUUCUUUUUUACGUUUUAGAUGUACAUCUUGGUGUUUGUUUCACCCUUAUGGCAAACUUCAAACACAUGGACUCAUUUCCCCCAAAGUUUUUAAAUGUAAUAAAUCUGUGCAGUAGACAUUUUGGGGACAUGUGAUGCAAAAUAAAUACAUAAUUGUUGAUUUUAAAAUCUUCAAAAAAGAUGGAUUAAGGUUAUAGAAACGAUAGAAGCAGGUAUGCUCUAUGUUGAGGGGUUUAACAUGAAGAAAUGAGUAUUACUCUGAUUGAAAUUCUCACUUUAAUAAUUAUUGUAAAGUGAUUUUUUGAAUGACCUCAUAUUUAUAAAAUGUAUCUCUAAAUAAUUCCUUUUAAGUACAUUUUUCACAUAUAAUAAUGAUGUUUUGACAUGUGGAAAUGAAACCCAU